Salarias fasciatus (jewelled blenny) is the source of this 1784-nucleotide messenger RNA. It is a transcript of the gene pold2, whose product is annotated as polymerase (DNA directed), delta 2, regulatory subunit. Gene Ontology annotation, molecular function: DNA binding. The transcript is spliced from 11 exons. Gene Ontology annotation, biological process: DNA strand elongation involved in DNA replication; DNA replication. Gene Ontology annotation, cellular component: delta DNA polymerase complex. NCBI's taxonomy places the organism in Eukaryota, Metazoa, Chordata, Actinopteri, Blenniiformes, Blenniidae. The record is from RefSeq and is a predicted model, not a curated record. Bases 161 to 1579 code for a protein of 472 amino acids.
UCCAAAGGUUCUCGCGAGAGUUCGUUUCAGGAUAAACAACGUGAUGACGUCGGGGGAGUGAUUCCGCGGGAACGGUCUGUGUUGCUCUCUGAUGUGUGACGUCCAAGAAUAACUUAAAACAAGAUUUAAAGCGUGCAGAUUCUUCCAACCAAGGACAGUCAUGUUCUCCGACCUGAACGCCCAGAAGGAGGGCUCCUCUCUGCUGUCCUGUCCUCCCUCCGAGGAUCAGGCUCCGGCGAUAUUCGAGAGGAUGUCGCUGGCCUACACACCCUGCUCCGAGCGGUACAAAGUCGGGGAGCGGAGCUUCAGUCGCCAGUAUGCUCACAUCUACGCAGCCCGGCUCAUGCAGAUGAGGCCUCUGCUGUCAAAGAGAGCCCAGGAGAAGUGGGGGACUGAUGUGUGCAUCAGGAAGUUGUGCGAUCUCCAAACAGGGGAGCAGUGUUGCAUUGUGGGAACUCUGUUUAAGCGGAUGGAGUUGCAGCCAUCUAUUCUCAAAGAGAUUAGUGAGGAGCACAACCUCCUGCCCCAGCCCGCACCGUCCAAAUACAUCUCUGAAACAGAUGAGCUUAUUCUGGAGGAUGAACUGCAGAGAAUCAAACUAGAGGGAAAAAUCGACAAAGACAAGUGUGUCACCGGGAGUGUUAUUGCAAUAUACGGAGCUGAAAGGAGUGAUGGAAAAUUCACUGUUGAGGAAUUUUGCACGGCGGAUCUCCCCUUGCAGACUGAGAGACCUACACUCACCACUGACAGGUUCGUGCUCCUUGCUUCUGGCCUCGGUCUGGGCAGCAGUCAUGCAGACAGCAUGCUGGGGCUGCAGCUAUUGGUCGACAUGAUAACCGGUCAGCUUGGGGAUCUCAGUGAGCAGAGCGGCGCAGCAACCAUUUCCAGGGUCCUGCUGGCAGGAAACCUGCUGAGCCCCAGCACCCAGGACAAGGAUGCCUCUACAAAGGCCAAGUAUCUCACAAAGAAGACUCAGGCAGGCAGUGUGGACGCCAUUCGAAUGCUGGAUGAGCUGCUGCUUCAGCUGGUGGCCUCUGUUCCCGUGGAUGUGAUGCCGGGGCAGUAUGAUCCCACCAACUACACCCUCCCACAGCAGCCUCUGCACCGAUGCAUGUUUCCCUUGUCCUCUGUCUACCCGACGCUGCAGCUGGCCUCCAAUCCAUAUCAGGCUGACAUCGAUGGAGUGAGGUUUCUUGGCACGUCGGGUCAAAACGUGUGUGAUAUUCAGAAGUACAGCAGCUUGGACAGCCACCUGGAUAUAUUGGAGGAAACGCUGCGGCUCAGACACCUCGCUCCCACAGCGCCUGAUACUCUCGGUUGUUACCCAUUUUACUUAAAAGAUCCUUUCAUCUUGGAGGAGUGUCCGCAUGUUUACUUCAGUGGCAACGCCCCAACGUUUGAAUCCAAGCUCAUUAAAGGUGCUGAUGGUCAGGAAGUGCUUUUGGUCACCGUUCCAGAGUUCAGCAGCACUCAGAUGGCGUGCCUGGUCAAUUUACGCACUCUUCAAUGUGAGCCAGUCAGUUUCUCGGCCUUCUCCGCCGGAGAAGACGAGGAAAGUGAGAUGAACAUCAGCCACUGAAAGGCAGCCUCUGAGAAAGAAAUACAAUCCCGGCUAAAAGGAUGCCAGUCUGUCAGUGUUUCAAUUGAAAUCACUGUUUAGAGUUGCUCCUGCAGUUUUUUUAUAUUAAACUUUAAGAGAAAAACGGCACAUAUUUACCACUAGUAGACACCAGGUGGUACGGGGGAAAAAAAAGAAGGAAGAGACAAGUGUCUUAACAAGCCUU